GCGUGGUCUGGGAGCGAUCGUUCACAAUGUAAUAGAGUUUUAGCGCAGUCUUGCUUUUUCAAAGGCGUGUGUCAACUCUGUGUGCCAAGGGCUGCUCCGCUUUUACCAAUGCGAUUAAUGAAGACAACGAACCAAUUGAGGGAACACUAAACUAAUAACCUUCCGUUUCGUUUCGUCUGUUGUUUUUAAUACGGACGAGCUUCGUCUCUGCAAGGAAUCAACCCUCUGCACGAGCACAAAGGAAAAUUUAAAAGGCAAGCAAAGGUCGGUUGUGGAAUGUCACAGCUUUCUCAAACAUCCAGACCUUUAUCCUUGCUCGUCUGCAGUCCUGCUGUCUGAUUGGAUCAUCCUUCAAGGAUCUAGAGUGAAAAUCUCUUUUUUUGUUCCUGAAGUGUUGCCCGCCAUCGACUCUUCGUGGACAACAGCGUUUCCACCACUGCUCAUCUCCUGAAAGGAUAACAGUGGUCUUCAGUCUACUCUGGGUCAUGCUGUGUGGCUGAAUUCUAUGCUGUAGCUGAAAUGAGGUUGGUGAUUUUGGGGUCGCGGCCCCUUUUGGCCUUGACCCUCAUGCUCACCCUCACCUGCCUAAAGCAUCUGUGCCAUGGUGCAACACCCUUUCCUCAGGAUCUGGAACCCAUCAGGACCGUUGGUAGUGAACACACCUACCUGUACCCCAGUUUCCAGGGGAACAUGUCAGAUAACGACACCGCCAGACUGGGCCUGGAUUUUCAGAGGAUGCUGCGGAUUAACCACAUGGUCUACAUCGCUGCAAGAGAUCACGUUUUUGCCAUUAACCUCAGUGCUUCAUUGGAGCGCAUCGUCCCCCAACAGAAACUGACAUGGAAGACAAAAGAUGUGGAGAAAUGCACAGUCAGGGGGAAAAACAGCGAUGAGUGUUACAACUACAUCAAAGUGCUGGUGCCACGUAACGAUGAAACCCUCUUUGCGUGCGGAACCAAUGCGUUCAACCCCACCUGUCGCAACUACAAGAUGUCAUCUCUAGAGCAGGACGGAGAAGAGGUGAUCGGUCAAGCCCGCUGCCCUUUCGAGUCCCGCCAGUCCAACGUUGGCCUGUUUGCCGGCGGUGACUUCUACUCAGCCACGAUGACUGAUUUUCUAGCGAGCGAUGCAGUGAUUUACCGAAGUUUAGGAGAAAGCAGUCCUGUCCUGCGUACUGUAAAAUAUGACUCCAAGUGGCUGCGAGAACCGCAUUUUCUUCAUGCCAUCGAGUAUGGGAACUACGUGUACUUCUUCCUCAGUGAGAUUGCAGUGGAGUAUACCACCCUUGGCAAGGUGGUGUUUUCCCGAGUGGCUCGCGUGUGUAAGAAUGAUAACGGCGGUUCUCCACGGGUUCUAGAAAGAUACUGGACGUCUUUCCUGAAGGCCCGGUUAAACUGCUCAGUUCCUGGUGACUCUUUUUUCUACUUUGAUGUUCUUCAGUCAUUAACAAACGUCAUGCAGAUCAACCACAGGCCUGCAGUGUUGGGCGUCUUUACCACUCAAGCCAACAGCAUCACUGGUUCUGCUGUAUGUGCAUUUUACAUGGAUGACAUAGAGAAAGUGUUCAAUGGGAAGUUUAAGGAGCAGCGAAACAGCGAGUCCGCCUGGACACCAGUUCCUGAUGAAGCGGUGCCCAAACCCCGGCCAGGGUCGUGUGCUGGUGAUGGCCCUGCUGCUGGUUACAAGUCCUCCACAAAUUUCCCUGAUGAGACUCUUACCUUCAUUAAGUCUUAUCCACUAAUGGACGAGGCUGUGCCGUCUGUCAACAACCGACCCUGCUUCACACGAACCACCAGCAGGUUCAAGCUGACCCAGAUUGCAGUGGACACGGCAGCUGGCCCAUAUAAGAACUACACUGUCGUGUUUCUGGGGUCAGAAAAUGGACAUGUCCUGAAGGUUUUAGCUAGCAUGCAUCCAAACUCCUCGUACAGCACUCAGGUUUUGGAGGACAUCGAUGUUUACAACCCUAACAAAUGUAAUGUGCGUGGGGAGGACCGGAGGAUUCUGGGAUUGGAGCUGGAUAAAGACCAUCAUGCCCUGUUUGUGGCCUUUACAGGUUGCGUAAUCCGUGUUCCACUCAGUCGCUGUUCGGAUUAUGGAAUCUGCAGAAAGAGCUGCCUGUCCUCACGAGACCCCUAUUGCAUCUGGCUGAGCGCAGGGAACUGUGCCACGGUGGCGCCGGGAUUCAAGUCUGGAUUCGAGCAGUAUGUAGAGAGUGGAUAUCCUCAGUAUCCAGACAGCUGUCACGAUGUCUUGGCAACGACUCGAAAGCAGAACCCUGCAGUGGACUCUGCAUACGGAAAGACCUCACCCACAAGUGCCAGCACAACCAAUCAGGGGCCAGCUGGUGCCCCUGAGACAGGUACCCACCCCGAGGAGGGGAGGCGGGGAGGGCAGGGGUCUCCUGACUUGGAGCCCGGCAGUGUGGAGAUGGAGGGAGUGCGCCGACCCCCUGAGGUUGAUAAGUCCAACCACAGUGUUCACUACACCCUGCUCAUAGCGUGUGUCCUGGUGGCGUUCGUCCUGGGAGCUUUCCUCUCCGGAUUCCUUGUUUCCUGUUACUGCAACCACAACGUUAACAAGACGAAAAGGCUGUCGAAAGAUCCAGAAGCGCCGAUCCCACAUGCUCUCUCCCUGCGCAGCUUGGCCAAGCUCAAUGGCUUGCUGGAGAGCCAAAACAAGGACGAGAAACUAGAGGUGUCCUCACCCAAACUCUACAACUCAUUCUUUGCCAAUGGGAAAGAGCAAGCACAUCGCAGGAAUGCCCACCAUGCUGCCAUGACAGAGCUCAUUCACCCACAUCAUCACCACUCUGCUGAGCUCUCCGGCCUUCCCACACCAGAUUCGACACCAGAGCUCCCAAUCAAGAGCAUGAAGGCCUUUAAGAACCAGUGGGAGAAGAACCAAAACUGCAAUAACGCUAAAGAACCCAAGUCCCACAAUAUGGGAGCAUCACGGCCAACAAGUGCAAUGCAGCAUCAGAUGUUCCCUUUCUCUCAUGGGCUGACUAAUGGACAGGUACUAGGUGGCUCCGUACACAUGGACGAACGGAAAGUCCACAACACGGAGCGUGUGGUAAGCCAACCGUAUCACUGCUACCCGCACAAGAUUGUGGACGUCACCUCACUUGACGAGCUUUUAAAACAUAUUCAUGAAAUCAACGUGGCCACAGGCAAGAGUCCCAGCGUCCUCACCUCGUCCAUGUCAGCCAACGCCGGUCAGAUGGCGUUCGCCAAUCGCGUACAGCCACACAUCCCAGAAACAGAGUCCGCACCAUACUACAGUUCCUCUACACUUCCUCGGGACAGUCUCACUCGUCGCAUGGACAUCCCACCAGAAAUUCCUCCCCAUCAUCAGUCCACCCUAGAGAGAGUGUCCCGUCACCCAGCUCAACGCCACUCUCUGAUAACCACCCCCAAGAUGCCCAGUGGGGGUGUAGUACCUCGGCAGCACAGCUUCAACCAACGAAGCUCCCAUCAGCCACUCUUGCUCUCCCGAAUGAACUCUAAUGGCAGCAAUUCGGGUUGCGACGUACGGCACCCACUCAUCCCGAACGGAUACUUAACUCGCCAGCAUAGCUACAGCGAGCAGCCAGAAGUCCACCGUGGAGCUAUUGUUCGUCGGACAGCCUCGCUCAAGCCUGACGUCCCACCCAAACCUCUGUUCAUCCCUGCCAGCUCACCUGUCAACCAGGCAGGGAAGUUCAACUACUGAACAUCAGAGAAGAAAAGCCUGUUUUUAUUUUCGUGAAAGGCUACUCGACCUCUCAGAACUGAUUGUGAUUGGCUGGACGAAAAAACUUGCCUUUAUAGGAGAAAAAAAACAAUGGAGAAUGGCUGCCAGUGUUGUCGACUUUGCAUUUGAACUAUGACCUGUUUUUCUCUGUUUUUUGAAUAUUUGUACCAUAUUGGUAUUGCUCAGCUAUUGGCCAUUAGGAAGGGAGGAGUUACAAGAGUCCACCUAGAUUUAGGCUGCCGCAUUGAUAAGCGUGUGGCUUUACAGUGUUACUUUGGACUGUUUAAACAGGCGUCACUGAUCCUAAAUUCUGGACUUGAACUUUUAUCGAAACAAGUGUAUACACCUUGUUUGAUAACCUGAUCUUUCUUGCUUUGGCUUAACUAUUCUGUUGACGUAGAGUUGAUGAACUGUGCUGAUCCCAAUUAGAAAUCCUGUAUAUAUGCAUGUGUGUGUGCGUGUGUGUGUGUAUAUAUAUAUAUAUAUUAAAAAUAUAUAUGUAUGUGUGUGUAUAUACAUAUACAUGCCCAGUGUAUGUAUCUAGAUUACCGAAAUGGUUUAGGUCCCUCAAGAAGUUUUUUCACUUUAUUAUAAAAGCAGUUGAAAUGCCCACACAAACUCAAGAGAUCGCUGUAAAAACCGUAAGCAAUAAUCAUCCACCCAUCCUGUCCACUUUAGUGUAAUGCAGGUAGAAAAACUCAAACUCAGUUCAAAUUCACAUGAUUAAAUGUGGCAAGAGAAACUGGUAAAUCCGAAUACCCGGCCACCAGUGAGGUGAUGCGGACUUAGUGUUAUGAAGGAGAUGUAUGUAUAAACCUAAGAGGAAUGUAUUCGUUGUCCAUACGCUGCAGAAUCAGUGUGAGGUGCUCUAGUAUUUACAAUCCAAGUCAGUUAAUGGGUGAAAGUGAUUUCAAAUUUGAUCUCUUACAUCAGGGGUGCCCAACCCCGGCCCUGGGGGGCCGGUGUUCUGCAAAGUUUAGUUCCAACCCCAAUCAGACACACCUGGGUUAGCCAAUCAAGCUUUUACUAGGCUUUCUAGAAGCAUCCUUCCAGGUGUGUUGAGACAAGUUGAAGCUAAAAUCUGCAGUGCUCCGGCCCUCCAGGACUGAGUUUGGACACCCUUGUCUUACAUCAUUGAAUGCCAUGUCCUAACUAGGUGUGAUAAAGCAUUUAUCUUCUGUGUAAAUGAGUUGUUUUCAUCUUUAACCACCCCUGACCUCUUUCUUUUUUCAUUAUAUAUUGCCCCGCCUACAGUGAAAUGUGAUUGGUCUAAACAUCUGAUCAUAUACCUUAACUGUGUAUUAAACACCUGUUAAUUGGUUCUGGAUAUAUCAGUCCAUGAAACACUUUAACAAUGAAACUGGUCACACCUGGAUAGGACACGGUGCAAGUGUCAAAACGGUUUCUUUCUUUAGUCCUGAGUUAUGCCUAUAUUAUGUUAAAAUAGAGAAUUGUAACGAUAUUAACACACAACUGUUUUGUGUAAAUAGCUGAACGAUAACUAGCCAAAUUUUAAUUGUUUGUGUAAAUUUGUGCCUUAUUUAAUAUGAUGUGUUAAUGGGGGGGUGGCGGCAGAGUGUGAGAGGGGACAUAGGAAUAGGGCAAAAAGGCCGUCAUUGUACUUUCAUUUUUAAUAUUUGUAAUUUUUUUUUACUUGGUUGUCUGUAUGUGUCAUAACUGUUGUAGAUAUAUAUUUCUAGAUACUUUUGAUAUCCCCAGGCUGAGUGAGGCUUUUGCAUACAUGGAUCAACAUUAAAAAUGCAAUUAAAGUUUUUUUAUCUAUC
Messenger RNA from Danio rerio (zebrafish), 5519 nucleotides. The record is from RefSeq and is a predicted model, not a curated record. NCBI's taxonomy places the organism in Eukaryota, Metazoa, Chordata, Actinopteri, Cypriniformes, Danionidae.